AUGAGGACAGUAAUGGGCAAACAGGACAGCCCGAGGUCAACACCCAAGCAUGUCACUUUCGCGACGCCACUCACUCAGAUCAUGGUUGACAAGGCAAAGUUGAUCAUCGAGGAUAGCAGCUACAACCUCAUGGAUAACACUCUCACCACACUCCCUCUUGGACCAAGCAUAUAUUCCUAUGACCCCAUGUUAUUUGAGUCAUGCAUCACCAGGACACCAACAAUUACUCCACAACCUCUCUUGACGUCUCUGAUCAGAACUCCAAAGAAAAAGCUCUUGGCAAUGAUUGAUGGUGCAACCAGUCAAGAUUCGAUCUCGUCGUCUGAAGGGGUUAUGGCAAAUGCUGAGCCACAAUGCCACUAUAAUGAGACAAACUUGGAGCAGCCUAAGACAGAUAAUAGCUCAGCUCCCCCAACAACCGUAGAAGUGACUGACCUCAUAAAUUCAGAAGUUGCAGCUAUUGAAACAUUAUGCCACUCUGAUAGUGCAACAAAUGCUGAAGUACAGAUUGAUAGCACAGUGGAACCAGUAUAG
Miscanthus lutarioriparius is the source of this 534-nucleotide messenger RNA. The record is from the annotation of a GenBank genome assembly. Lineage: Eukaryota; Viridiplantae; Streptophyta; Magnoliopsida; Poales; Poaceae.